UAUAUGUCGGUCAAACAAAAUCAAAAGAAAGUCUUUCAAGUUGUACACGAGUGGGCGGAUUUACCAACCAAUCACCAUCUCCAUUUCUAUACCAUCCUUCUUAAUUUUAAUUUUAAUUUUAAAUUUUAUUUUCUCUUCAUUCCCAGCCGUCUUAAACCAUACUCACUAUUUACUCUCUCUCAGAGUCUCAGGAUUUAAUUUUUAUUUAAUUAAAUAAUUAAAAAUAAUGGAUACAAAGGCUAAUUUGGAUCAAUUAGUAGUCACUGCAAAUCUUUCUGUAAAGAAAUUGGAUAAAAAUGUCGCUGUUAUGGAAACCGACAACGUUGUUGAUCUGCCGUCGACUCCUUUGAGUCCCAUAACUCCAGAUUCGAAUAAAGAAAAUUCGGAUUUGGUGUCUAGCUUUAUGUCCCCAAUGUCGUUGGCAUCUUUGCCUGCGAGCAUGGGGGUGUAUAUGAACGAAGAUAGUGAUGACACCCCGGGUACCCCAAAAGACUCUGUUUUUGACCCGUUUGCUCCUGGGCCCGAUAAGAUGGUACUGGCACCUGUUUCCAUGAAAUAUUUUGAAGAAUCACGGAAUUAUGUUGCAAGGAGGCUGAAUUUUAAUUCUGUUAUGACGAAAAAGGACUGUGAGAAGCGUGCAGGUGUCGUUGAGCGUUGUAUUGAGGAUGAUCUGUUGUUGGAGGCUGUUUAUGAUUCUCUUUUGGAAGUUAUUAUUUGUAAGCAGGCAGAGGAUAUGGUUGCUGAGAUGUCAGUUUUCGUUGACUCGAGUCCUGAUGCAGUCAAGACUCCGCCUUUUGCCACUCGGCUUACUGGUAUUGCAGACGCUUGCCCUGGUGCUCCUUUGAAAGCAGGUAAGAAAUCAAGAAAGAUUGAUCUCGGGUUGUGCAGAAAGCUUGAGUUUGAUUUAUAAGUAAUGAACAUAAUAUUAUCUCAUUCGGGUAUUAUUUAAAGUUGGAUAAUUUGUAGUGAUAACUAAUUAAAGGCUAACCUUGUUUUGCUUCUAGAGUUAGUUAUAGCUUUUGGCUAGGAUUAUCGGCGAGAAUGCAACUGAUUAUUACGAUCUAUAUAUGUACUAAUUCAAUUUCAGAUUGUUGUUUUGUA
Messenger RNA from Erigeron canadensis, 1101 nucleotides. RefSeq lists its product with no specific name. The transcript has 2 exons. Lineage: Eukaryota; Viridiplantae; Streptophyta; Magnoliopsida; Asterales; Asteraceae. Bases 227 to 910 code for a protein of 227 amino acids. The record is from RefSeq and is a predicted model, not a curated record.